CCGAGGCCGGAGGCGCUACGCGAGGCGGCGGUCGUGACGGCGGCCCCUGGGGCCCGGCGCGGAGGCCUCUUCCAGCCCCAGUUGGAACAAAUACAGCAGGAAUUCCUAUACCUAAUGAGAGAGGUCCAGGUGCUUCUUUUGUCUUACUGUUGUAAUAUUAAAUCAAAAUGCCUAUAAGACCAGUUCUCCAGCAGUUGGAAAAAUGCAUUGAUGAUGCUUUAAGAAAAAAUGAUUUCAAACCUUUGAAAACACUUUUACAAGUUGAUAUUUGUGAAGAUGUGAAGAUUAAAUGCAGCAAGCAGUUUUUACACAAAUUGGAUGGCCUUAUAUGCAGGGAGCUUAAUAAAAAGGAUAUCCAAAUAGUUUCAACCAUUUUGGUUUCUUUUGGAAGAUGUGGAAAAAAUAUCACUAUAUUGGGGCAAGCUGGACUUUUAACUAUGAUAAAACAAGGACUGAUCCAAAAGAUGGUUGCAUGGUUUGAGAAAUCCAAGGAUAUUAUUCUCCGUCGAGGAAAUUCAAAAGAUGAGGCCAUUAUAAAUGUGAUAGAAGACUUAUUUGAUCUUUUGAUGGUCAUACUUGACAUCAGUGAUGAAGGUAGAAGGCAAGUAGUGGAAAGUUUCGUGCCUCGAAUCUGUGUCCUAGUUACUGACUCAAGAGUGAAUAUUUGUAUUCAGCAGGAGACUCUAAAAAAAAUGAAUGCUAUGCUUGACAAAAUGCCUCAAGAUGCCAGGAAAAUACUCUCUAACCAAGAAAUGUUAAUUCUCAUGAGUAGUAUGGGAGAAAGGAUUUUAGAUGCUGGAGAUUACGACUUACAAGUAGGUAUCGUAGAAGCACUAUGUAGAAUGACUACAGAAAAACAAAGACAGGAACUGGCAUGUCACUGGUUUUCAAUGGAUUUUAUUGCUAAUGCAUUUAAAGGAAUUAAAGACUCUGAAUUUGAAACAGAUUGCAGGGUAUUUCUCAACCUUGUAAAUGGCAUGCUUGGAGACAAGAGAAGGGUCUUUACGUUUCCUUGUUUAUCAGCAUUUCUUGAUAAAUAUGAGUUACAAAUACCUUCAGAUGAAAAACUUGAGGAAUUUUGGAUAGAUUUUAAUCUUGGGAGCCAGACUCUGUCAUUCUACAUUGCCGGAGAUAAUGAUGACCAUCAUUGGGAAGCAGUGACUGUGCCUGAGGAUAAAGUACAGAUAUACAGCAUUGAAGUGAGAGAAUCGAAGAAGCUACUGACCAUAAUUCUGAAAAACAUCAUAAAAAUUAGUAAAAGAGAAGGGAAAGAAUUGCUUUUGUAUUUUGAUGCAUCAUUAGAAAUCACUAAUGUGGCACGAAAAAUUUUUGGUGCAAGUAAAUAUAGGGAAUUUACCAGAAAACAAGGUAUCUCAGUUGCCAAAACAUCUGUACAUAUACUUUUUGAUGCAAGUGGAUCACAGAUUCUAGUGCCAGAAAGUCAAACCUCACCCAUUGAAGAGGAACUCAUUACUUUGAAAGAAAAACCUAACUCCCAAAAGGAAGAUGUGAAACCUCCAAAAAACAUCAAAAACAGUAGUCAAGUGGAUGGAAAGAAUAGUCAGCUGGAGAUAAUUACUCCUGGCAAAAGAAAAAUGUCUGAAGCAUCAAUGAUUGUUCCUGGUGCAGAUAGAUACACUGUGAGAAGUCCAAUACUUUUAACCAAUACCUCAGCACCCCGAAGAGGAAGAACUAAACCACCGCUGCAAAUGACGAGUUCUGCAGAAAAACCCGUUACUCCUAAAAUGUCGGAAGGUCAAGUGGGCAAUGCCGUAUCUCUUAUAUCUAGACCAUCUGAAGAAAGAAAUAGUGGAGAUAAUACAGACAAAGUAACUUUACUUUGAAAACAUUUUUAAAAAU
Messenger RNA from Nyctereutes procyonoides (raccoon dog), 1860 nucleotides. RefSeq names its product synaptonemal complex protein 2 (gene SYCP2). The transcript has 20 exons. The record is from RefSeq and is a predicted model, not a curated record. Bases 168 to 1844 code for a protein of 558 amino acids. NCBI's taxonomy places the organism in Eukaryota, Metazoa, Chordata, Mammalia, Carnivora, Canidae.